Molecule: messenger RNA, 2088 nt
Organism: Hypomesus transpacificus
Lineage: Eukaryota; Metazoa; Chordata; Actinopteri; Osmeriformes; Osmeridae
Gene: abcf2a
Product: ATP-binding cassette, sub-family F (GCN20), member 2a
Exons: 15
Coding region: 144-1982 (612 amino acids)
Molecular function (GO): ATP hydrolysis activity; ATP binding
Source: RefSeq, a predicted model, not a curated record
CAGUGAGCCGGUAUCGGGGACACGCGAGCACUAAACGAAGUCUUCAGCCUCCAGCAAUCUAACAUCGUUGGACCGCCGGCAAAGAGGAACAAGAGUGCUCGCUGUCUUCAGGUCUCAAUAUCUGCCUGACAUCUGUAGCAGCCAUGCCAUCUGACUUGGCCAAGAAGAAGGCGGCAAAGAAGAAGGAAGCUGCUAAAUCCCGCCAGAGGACCAAGAAGACCGAAGAUGAAGAGGGCGAGAGACCUGAAAAUGGGCUGGAGAACGGAGAUGGCGAUGAUAUGAACGAUAUGGAUAGCAUGGCCAAGGAGCUGGCUGAGCUUGAACUGAAGAAGUCAGAGGCACGGGCCGUGACUGGAGUCCUGGCGUCCCACCCCAACAGCACUGAUGUGCAAAUAGCAAGCCUGUCCCUGACCUUCCACGGCCAGGAGCUUCUCACUGACACCACCCUGGAGCUCAACUCUGGUCGACGCUACGGUCUUAUCGGCCUCAACGGCACAGGCAAGUCAAUGCUGCUGUCUGCCAUUGCCCACAGAGAGGUGCCCAUCCCAGAGCACAUAGACAUCUAUCACCUGACCCGGGAGAUGUCACCCAGCGAAAAGACAGCCCUGCAGUGUGUGAUGGAGGUGGACCAGGAGAGGAUUAAACUGGAGAAGGAGGCUGAGCGUCUGGCUGCAGAAGACUCCGAGUGCGAGAAGCUGAUGGAGCUGUACGAGCGCCUGGAGGAGCUGGAUGCAGACAAGGCAGAGGUGCGGGCCUCCCGGAUCCUCCACGGCCUGGGCUUCACUGGGCCCAUGCAGCAGAAGAAGCUGAAGGACUUCAGCGGAGGCUGGCGGAUGCGCGUCGCUCUGGCCAGAGCCUUGUUCCUGAAGCCGUUCAUGUUGCUGUUGGAUGAGCCCACUAACCACCUGGAUCUGGAUGCCUGCGUGUGGCUGGAGGAGGAGCUUAGUCAGUUCAAGCGCAUUCUUGUCCUAAUAUCCCACUCCCAAGAUUUCCUCAACGGUGUAUGCACCAACAUCAUUCACCUGCACCAGCGCAAGCUGAAGUACUACACAGGAAACUAUGACCAGUACAUAAAGACCAGGGAGGAGCUGGAGGAGAACCAGAUGAAAAGGUUCAACUGGGAGCAGGACCAGAUGGCACACAUGAAGAACUACAUAGCCCGGUUUGGUCACGGCUCAGCCAAGCUGGCCCGCCAAGCCCAGAGCAAAGAGAAAACCCUGCAAAAGAUGGUGGCUUCGGGCCUGACUGAGAAAGUUGUAAAUGACAAGACACUGUCAUUUGUUUUUCCUCCCUGUGGGAAGAUCCCCCCUCCUGUCAUCAUGGUCCAGAACGUCAGCUUCACGUACUCUGAUGACACUCCCCAUAUAUACAAGAACCUUGAGUUUGGUAUUGAUCUGGACUCUCGAGUGGCCCUUGUGGGGCCCAAUGGAGCCGGGAAAUCCACUCUACUCAAACUGCUCACCGGAGAACUCCUCCCCUCUGAUGGGAUGAUUCGGAAAAACUCUCAUGUGAAGAUCGGCAGAUAUCACCAGCAUCUCACAGAACAGCUGGAGCUGGACCUCUCCCCCCUCGAUUACAUGAUGAAGUGUUAUCCAAUGAUCAAGGAGAGGGAAGAAAUGAGGAAAAUCAUUGGCCGCUAUGGACUAACUGGGAAACAGCAGGUGAGUCCCAUCAGGAACUUGUCUGACGGUCAGAAAUGUCGAGUGUGCUUCGCUUGGCUGGCGGGACAGAAUGCCCACAUGCUCUUCUUGGACGAGCCCACCAAUCACUUGGACAUAGAGACCAUUGAUGCCCUGGCCGAUGCCAUCAACGAAUACGAGGGAGGCAUGAUGUUGGUCAGUCACGACUUCAGGCUCAUCCAGCAGGUGGCUCAGGAGAUCUGGGUGUGUGAGAAACAGACCAUCACGAAAUGGACCCGGGGCAUUUUGGCCUACAAAGACCACCUGAAAACCAAGAUCGACAAACAGAUGCAUGAUAUUUAAACUGAAAAAUAAAGAUCUCCCCAGGUUCAAGACAACACUUUCUCCCAAACCUUGACAUUUCUCGCCCAUUCUCUCUUCACGCUGUAUAGCCGCCCUCCCCCCCCCC